GCAAGCGCUAUGAGUUUUUGAGCGACUGGCUCCUGUGGCCAUGGCGGCCGACACAGGUGGUGGUUUAUGCCCCAACAUGAAUUUUCAAAACAAACUUCUUAUUUAUUUUUAUUUUUUUAAUUAUCAUUUAACUUCUAAAUCCGUAAGCAAAUCAUUAAAAAGUUAACAUUUUCAUACAUUCCCUUUAUUUAAUCAUCAGAGUCAUGCCAAAAAGUGGAAAGAAAGGUGUUAAGAAACACUCCAACCCUGCAUCAGAUAUUAAGCUUUCAGAUUUUGCAAAUAGUUCUGCUCGUGCUGGAAGGCUUCGAAAAUCUGUUGGAACCUCCCUAAGUAAAGAAGCUGAAGAUAUAAGAAAUGUAGAUGAUGAUGACACAGCAUGGUAUGAAAAAGACCUCGAUGAAUUCCAAUACCUAGAUAUUUCUUCCACAAAUAGAAAAAAACUACGAACAAAAACUCCCCCUGAAGAAUCUCUUAAUCGCCCAGGCAUUUGUUAUCCCAUUGAUGUAUGGUUUUUAAUUGGCUCUUACAUAAAGCCAGAAGAUGUUAAAUUAUUUGCAUCCAUAUGUAAAGAUUCCCAUCGUGUCAGCAGAUCCUAUUCAUUUUGGAUGAGAAUGUAUAAAAGAUAUUAUCAGCCCAAUGACCACCUUCCAGCCAGACUGCAACCUGAAUGUAUAGAACAAGCUUUCUGUCUCAAAACUUCUGUCAUACGAGCUCUUUAUUACAUGUAUCCUAACUUCGUUAACCAACUGUCGUCUCGCAUGUCUAACACAGAUGUAUAUUGUUUGUCAAAUCUCUGCUGUACAUUGAUGUGGCGGAUUCAACAGAAUGGAAAGUGGUUGUUCCAUUUCAAAUUCACAACAUCAGCCAGUGCAUCCAUCACUCCAUUAACAUAUAAAAGUGUUAUGAAUGAUUGGUGGACAGGCCAAGAUGUCUGUAGAAAAAGUCAAGAUCGGUACGUCAAUUACAACCCCGAUGAAGGUUGCAAAAUUUUGCGCUUUACGUGCUCACAUUAUGUUUUGGUUCCUCCCAUGGUAAUGGGAAGUCGUCUCUGUGAUGUGCGCAUUAAUUUGGCUCAUGAUAUGCGUCGCCAAAAGCUGCAGUUGACAUUUGGUCACUCGAAUUAUAGGCAGUCAAAUAAGAGCUCUGGUUUUUACAAAGAUAGUUCUGGCUAUAGUGAUGUUGUUGAAUUUGAUGCUGUGGAAAAUUUAAUGAUUCUAAAUUGGUGGCAUCCUCAAUACCCCUUUGAAUACAAUGCAUGAUUGUUGAUUCUUUUUUUUUAUGAAUGAUUUUGAUUUUAUUUACAAAAGAAGUUAUUUUGUUACUUAGUUUUUAUUUCUAUGAGAUUUAGCAUGUCAUGUGAAUUUGACAAUGUUUUUACCGUCAUGAGGCCAGUAAAGAAGCACACAAAAUUUUCAUAUCUGUAACAUGAUUUGAUGAAUGAAAAUGUUACAAUAAAUGUCUGCAUUUAAAAUUU
This is a messenger RNA of Argiope bruennichi, 1474 nucleotides long. It is a transcript of the gene fsd, whose product is annotated as transmembrane protein 183-like. Gene Ontology annotation, cellular component: SCF ubiquitin ligase complex. Gene Ontology annotation, biological process: regulation of protein stability. Lineage: Eukaryota; Metazoa; Arthropoda; Arachnida; Araneae; Araneidae. The transcript has 5 exons. The record is from RefSeq and is a predicted model, not a curated record. The coding region runs from base 204 to 1259 and encodes 351 amino acids.